Molecule: messenger RNA, 501 nt
Organism: Ostertagia ostertagi
Lineage: Eukaryota; Metazoa; Nematoda; Chromadorea; Rhabditida; Trichostrongylidae
Source: the annotation of a GenBank genome assembly
AUGUCAAAGAGACUCAGAGAAAACGCACAAUGGACGCGUGCUAGCUUACUCGCUCCUUCUUGGUCUUGGCUGUGUUCUACUCAGUUCAAUUUGGGCGCUUAUUCGCCUACUACCGGUAGCUCUCAUUCCAAUUUGUAUACCUCAACAGAAAUAACUUAUUUGGAGAAACACCAUGACAAGAAGGCCGCAGAGGACAGUACAACGGAACUCAUCGAGUCUUUCAAGAAAGCCCACAAUGAUCACACAAGCACUGAAGAGCAGACAUUACGGGACCGUAUGACGGCAUUGGAGAGCCAAAAUGAACAGCUUAUUCGAGAACUCGACAAACAAAAGAGAACAACGGACUUGUUGCUGAAGCAGGUGAAACUAAUCAAAAUGUAUUUACACAGUUUUAUUGAUUCUGAUGAUAGUGGCAAAGAUUUUACAAACGUCACGCAUUCAGUCACUAUUAUUCAUGAAAUUUUUCUGUCUGUCCUUUUCUUCUGCACGUUUGUCACCGAU